This is a messenger RNA of Rana temporaria (common frog), 2757 nucleotides long. RefSeq names its product putative nuclease HARBI1. The record is from RefSeq and is a predicted model, not a curated record. The transcript is spliced from 4 exons. NCBI's taxonomy places the organism in Eukaryota, Metazoa, Chordata, Amphibia, Anura, Ranidae. Bases 1207 to 2319 code for a protein of 370 amino acids.
AUUUGUGUACAUCCGUGCAAAGGCAGUGUUGUGGCUACAGAAGUACAACUGUUGCUGUGAUUUUGACUGCUGCACAGAUGAUGCAUCACUGAUAACGCAAGGUGAUGUGUACAUGCAUGGCUGUAAAAUUAAGAGCAUCAGAUGAGUCCAGUACACACUGCGUUUGCAUAAGUGUAUAUGUUAGUACGCCUUAGGCCCCAUACACACGAGAGGAUUGAUCCGCUGGAAUUGAUCCGCGGACCGGCUCCAGCGGAUAGAUCCCCUGAUAGGUGGUGGGCAGGGACAGAAGUCCUCUGACGGCUGCUGCCGCUUCAUCCUCCCUAUCUUCCCUUCCCUGGUGUCAGUCUGCAGGCAGCGGGUGACAACCUACUUGAUACAGCAGUUCAUGUCAAAAUUCUCCCUGAAUGGCAUUUUGGUAAAGUGGUCAGCCUGGGGGGAGGGGGGGGGAGCAGGGUGCCAAUUUCCCCCCUGGGCAGCUCUGAUGGCCCAUAAAGGGGACACGCACCACUUCACUCAGGCUGUGCACACCCUCUGUCCCCUCUCCGCCUAAAAUGGCAGGCAGGUGUCAGUAGCUAAGCGUACUCUUCAGCUCAAUUUGCAUGGAAAAGAUAGUUUUGAGUGCAAAAGUUUGUAGCCUGUCUAGCAGCCGCUGGUGGUGAUGGUCGUGGCGACGGGCUGCUUGUUUACCUCACCAGCCUGUGUAUGUUCUGGGAACGUGCCACUGUUAAUGUUACAGGGUGACUUCAGAUGUAAGUAGGCACUACUGAUGUAAAGGGGAACUCCUAAUGUUAGCAUUUAAUUAUUUCACCCAGGAGGACAAGAGGAUUAGGUGAGGAUAUCUGGACUCUCGGAAUUCAUAGAUAGAAACAGAUAACCCAUGCCGUGCAGGUACAGCCCCACUGCUUUGGGAAUAAAAACAUUUGUCCACAGUUCAUCUUUAAUGUUAGACCAAAACAAACUUUAAAGCAAGACCUGUGUGUUCAGACCCAUGCAUCUUUUUGCCUGUCAAAUAGAGAGCAUCAGCUCUGUAUGUUUAUUUCCGUGUGUAUGUUGUAGGAAUGAUAUAGCAUUACCAGAUGUACUACCACAUAAGUCUUUUUCUCUCUCUCUCUCAUACACACACACACACACAAUUGUAUAUAGUUAAAGUUAUUAACAUUUAUAAACCUACUAUUUUUUUAAAAUGAUUUAUUUCAGAUAUUUGAGAUGGAGGUGGAAGAUAUAACCCUUACAGCCAUAACAGCUGUUGCAGCGGCAGCUGUGUAUGUAGCCCAGGAUAGAAUCAGAAACGUUAGACGCAGACAGCCUGGUGUCUUCAGAAAACGUACCAUCUUGGAUGACCUGUCCGAAAUGGACAUUGAGGAGAUGUUUAGGCUGAAUCGCCAGGGGGUCAUGGAGGUGUACCAACUAAUAGCCGAUGACAUAGAACCACUGUCAGCGCGAAACUACGCCAUUCCAGCCAUGGUCAGGCUAUUGGCGGUUUUAAACUUUUUAGCCACAGGAAAUUUCCAACCCUCCUGUGCUCGGCUAAUUGGAAUAAGUCGUCCCAGUCUCUCUAGGUUCCUGAAACCUGUUCUGAAAUCAAUUAAGAAACAUAUGGCGAAGUACAUCCAUUUCCCUGCAACCAUGGAAGAGUGGCAAGAGUUGAAGGUCGGAUUUUUUCGACAAGGAGGGAUGCCUAAUUGCCUGGGAGCCAUAGAUUGUACUCAUAUUGCGCUGAUACCACCACACAAUAGGGAGGAGCAGUUUCGCAAUAGGAAAUGCUACCAUUCCUUAAAUGUGCAAGUUGUGGUGGACUCCCACCAGCGCAUUAUGAGUAUCAGAUCUGGGUUUCCCGGAAGUUGCCACGACAGCCAUAUCCUGCGGCAGUCAGCUCUCUUUGAUCGAUUUGAACAAGGAAACAUGCCUGAGGGCUGGCUGGUGGGAGACGCAGGAUAUGGCUGUAGGUCAUGGUUGCUGACGCCUCUGUCGAAUCCUCAGACCGCAGCCGAGGUUAGAUAUAAUAGUGUACAUAUACGCACCCGCUCAGUUAUUGAGAGGACUUUCGGAAUGUGGAAAUCAACAUUCCGAUGCCUCUCAAAAACUGGCGGGUUUUUGCAGCACUCUCCGGAACUGGUGUCCGAUAUCAUUAUUGUUUGUGCAAUUCUACAUAAUAUUGCUCUUGCAAGCAAUGUAGACUUGCACAUCAAUAAUGAUCUGCCACCAGAAAUACCGGCCCUCCCGGCUGCCUCUGAGGAUUCCUCAGAGCAAGGAAAUUUGAUUCGUCAGAGUCUUAUUCAGAACUAUUUCAGGACCCGAGAAACUGGGACGACUCAUUAGUGUAACGUUUCUGAUUCUAUCCUGAGUCUCAUCAUUGUAUAUAGUUACCAGUAUUUGGAGUCUUCGAAGCUAUCCUAUUUUUGAAGACUGAAGCAGGACAGAGAUGAUUCUGCCCAUUGUCCUCAUGCACACCUGUGACAUCUGACUGUUUGCAAAAAAGGCACCCUAAUAGCAUACUAUCAUCACCCAGUUUUCAGGCUCCUACACAACUCUCUGUUUAACCUAUCAAAGACAGUGUUUUUAACUACGUAUUAAUUUGCUGUCCAUUGGUACCCGGUUAUUGCCUAUAUGUGCAAGUUUUUCUAAAAAUCAAGGUCCAAAAAGUACUGCUGUUAUGAAGGCCAAGGGCAUUGAAACCAAAUGUUGCUUUAAUUUUGAUUGUUCUACUGUUCACUCUCUUUGCAUUUACUAAAAUUCAAUAAAAAAUGUACAAAAACA